AUGUCGUUAAUAUCGUGGCAUAACAUUGAUGUUUAUAGUAAACCAUUGGCAGUAAUACCUGUUCCCUAUUUGAAAAAAUAUAAUAAACACCCGAUUCGUAUACUGAAUAAUGUUUCGGGUUAUGCAAACAGUGGACACAUGUUGGCUAUUAUGGGUGCCAGUGGUUCAGGCAAAACAACUUUAUUAAAUGUAUUAGCACAUAGAUAUUUACAUAAUUAUACUGUCCAGGGGACAGUUAUGUUAGACAAUAAUCUGGCAAAUAUUAAUCAAAUUAGAUCGAUAUCGGCUUAUGUUGAACAGGACUACCAAUUUAUCGGAACACUGACCGUUGCCGAACAUUUGGCAUUUCAUUCACAAUUACGUAUGAAUGGGUCAAUGUCGGCACUGGCCAGAGAUAGUCGUGUCAAACAAGUUAUGAGAGCUUUGGAUCUGGAUGUAUGUGCCAACACAAUGAUUGAAUCGCCAUUUACUGGUCAGCAAUGCAUUUCUGGUGGCGAAAGAAAACGAUUAGCAUUUGCUUUGGAAUUAUUAACUGAUCCGUCGAUUAUGUUUUGUGACGAACCGACCACCGGAUUGGACUCGUUUAUGGCGCUCAAUGUUGUCCAAGUGCUCCGUGAUAUGGCACAGUCGGGUCGGACAGUCAUCUGUACAAUACAUCAGCCGUCAUCUGAAGUGUUUGGACUGUUCAGUCAUUUACUAUUGUUAAUGAAUGGAGAGUUAGCUUAUUUUGGACCGAAAGAUAAAGCUUUAAACUAUUUUUCUAAGUUUGGCUACAUAUGUCCUAAAAAUUAUAAUCCUGCUGAUUUUUAUAUUAAACAAUUAUCUAUCUUACAAACUGGACAAUCAAUAAAUUAUAUCCAGACCAAUUGGUGGACACAAUUCAAUACACUUUUAUGGGUAUCAUUAUUAACAGCCAUACGAGAGCCCAGGAUAACAGUGCUCCGUAUAGUAUUGACUGCAAUUACGGCAUCAUUUUUAGGUCUAGUAUUUGGCAAUCUUGAGAUUAGUAAUAAAAACAUGCAAAACAUUAACGGUGCCAUAUUUAUGAUCAUCGAUUUGGUGAACUACCUGAGCGUUUUUGGUGUAAUGCAU
Molecule: messenger RNA, 1092 nt
Organism: Oppia nitens
Lineage: Eukaryota; Metazoa; Arthropoda; Arachnida; Sarcoptiformes; Oppiidae
Product: protein white-like
Exons: 8
Cellular component (GO): plasma membrane
Molecular function (GO): ATP hydrolysis activity; ATP binding; ABC-type transporter activity
Source: RefSeq, a predicted model, not a curated record